AUGAUGGCCUUCGAGUCUCUCUCACCCUUCACCCGGCCACGGUCACUAUGGCUUGUCCUGUGCCUCACCAUCGCCUCCAUGGUAUUGGCUGUCUCUGAACCCGUACUGGAGGUUCUCCCCGCUCAGAUUACUGCUCCCGCAGUGCUCCCUCCCAUGGAUGUCCUCCUCAUUGACGACCGCACGCCUAUGAUGAUCAAGGGUCGAUGGACCAUGGUUCCGCCCGGGCACGACGAGCUCAAGAAGCGAGACGACAAGGCCAUCACGCCGACACCGAGCACAACGGACAAGGCAUCAGCUACUGCCGACUCGACGACGCUGACCGUUUCGGUCAAGGUGCCUGCUGCGACUGUAGACGUGUCAUCGCCCCUGCCGUCACCUUUCGACACCAGUCUCGCCUUCAACUUUACCAGCAACGACGGCGCAUCCUGCCCUCGCUUCAUCAAUUCUCUCCUCACCAACCAAAACUUUAGAAAGUGCUACCCGCUUUCGAUGCUGUUACAGGGCUCGAGAUCCUUCUUUGAGGCUGAAAAAAAGCUUGUGAGCAUUGUGAGAGUGCUCGACGCCACCUGCGGCGCUGACGUCGAGUACUGCACACAGUUUCUCACCGGCGUGGCCGGUAACCUAACGUUGGAUGCCAACUGCGGCUCCGACUACCAGGCCGGCAACCCAAUCGUCAUGCAGGCCUACCUCGGCUUGGUGUCGUAUGAGAUGCUGUACAAGGCCACCUGUCUCACCGAUCCCGACACGUCCAUGUACUGCUUCGCCAACGCCGUCACCAACCUCACCACGCCGUCCAACGUCUACUUCUACUACCUCCCACUCAACAUGACUCUUCCCGGCAGCGCAAACCCCACCUGCGGCACGUGUCUCCGACAGACCAUGGAGAUUUACCAGACCUUCACCACGAACCGCAAACUCGCCAUCUCGUCCACAUAUGCGGACGCCGCCUCGCAGGUCAAUACCAUGUGCGGGCCAGAGUACGUCAACGACACCCUCCUGGCCGCCGUCAGCAUGGCAGGGCUGUCGACGCCCUCGUGGGCUCUGGCGGUGACAACCAUGACGCUGGCUCUUCUCUACAACUUUUUGUAG
Molecule: messenger RNA, 1089 nt
Organism: Colletotrichum orchidophilum
Lineage: Eukaryota; Fungi; Ascomycota; Sordariomycetes; Glomerellales; Glomerellaceae
Exons: 2
Coding region: 1-1089 (362 amino acids)
Source: RefSeq, a predicted model, not a curated record